This is a messenger RNA of Tricharina praecox, 351 nucleotides long. RefSeq names its product Apc13p protein-domain-containing protein. Gene Ontology annotation, cellular component: anaphase-promoting complex. The record is from RefSeq and is a predicted model, not a curated record. Gene Ontology annotation, biological process: positive regulation of mitotic metaphase/anaphase transition. NCBI's taxonomy places the organism in Eukaryota, Fungi, Ascomycota, Pezizomycetes, Pezizales, Pyronemataceae. The coding region runs from base 1 to 351 and encodes 116 amino acids. The transcript has 3 exons.
AUGGUAUUUACGACCCCCUCCCACCCCCUGCCCGAGCUAACGCACGUCCACCUGUCUUCCGGGCGCAUCGCGGACCUGUUCGAAGACUUCUGUCGCGACAAGCUUCCGGACGACGACAUCUACGUUCCUCCGCACCACCAGCCGAUUAAUCCCGAAGAUGAAGACGACGUGAUCCCCGACCAACACGCGGCUUUUGGAAUCGCCCAGGCGCAGCAGAAGAAGCGUGAGCCGGCGUGGAAGGAUCUCGGACUGCAGGACUUGAUCGAGAGAUACGCGGGUGCGGCUUCGUCGGCGACGGGAUCCGGCUCCGGUGCGAUCGGUAUCGAUUCGCCUAGGAAGAUGCCGAGAUAG